This is a messenger RNA of Daphnia magna, 583 nucleotides long. RefSeq lists its product as uncharacterized. NCBI's taxonomy places the organism in Eukaryota, Metazoa, Arthropoda, Branchiopoda, Diplostraca, Daphniidae. The transcript has 2 exons. The record is from RefSeq and is a predicted model, not a curated record. Bases 9 to 362 code for a protein of 117 amino acids.
UUUAAACCAUGUUGGCAAUUUUCUGGGAAGAUACCUCUGUUUAUUACUUCAUCUCUACUGUCUUUGCCAUUAUCUGCUUAACACUGACAUGUCUUUGGAAUGGGAAAAACAUCAUCCCCUGUUCACCUCCAACCAAUGAGGAGCAAAAAAUUGAAGAAAUUCAAUUUCUGAGCUCAAGAAAACCACUACAAUUGGCCAAACAAUUGGAAGAAAAACUUCCUGAAGAAGUGAAACUCUUGGAAAAACAGGUUGAAAGUGAACAAAUGGAAGCUAUCUACAAGCUGAUGCAAAAGCAUAGUGCCCAGUUUGGAGAUACCACUAUGGACGACAUGAAAAAUCAAAUGCAGCUGUAUGGUUUCUAAGUUACUUCAAAAAAUAAGCUCUACAUCUGGCAUCUACAAACAUGUUGGCCUUCAUUUUCUAUUAUUUGCCCAAAUUGCACUGAAAAAUCGCUACAAACUAGCCAUCGUAUCUACUCCAUCUUCUAAUAAUGUUUCGAUACUUUUCUAAUUUCAACCGAAACGCUUGUUGUGUUUCAUCCGACUUCCUAAAUCUACUGCAAUAUUAAAUUGAUACCCAAAAA